Messenger RNA from Emiliania huxleyi CCMP1516, 744 nucleotides. RefSeq lists its product as hypothetical. NCBI's taxonomy places the organism in Eukaryota, Haptophyta, Isochrysidales, Noelaerhabdaceae. The transcript is spliced from 5 exons. The coding region runs from base 1 to 744 and encodes 247 amino acids. The record is from RefSeq and is a predicted model, not a curated record.
AUGGAGCCGGCGGUCGAGCCGGUCGCCUUUUACUACACGGCGCAGGCCGGCGGCGGCGCCUCCGGCCCGUGCAGCAUCGCCCAGCUGCGGGUGCUGUGGCAAAGCGGCCACAUCUCGCGAGAGACGAUGCUCUGGCGCGAGAGCAUGCCCGCCUGGCUCAGGCUGGAGGAGCGCGGCGCGCUGACGGCGGAGCAGCUCGGCGUGCUGCUGCGCGGCGGCGACGUGGACGGGCUGACGCAGGCCCUCGCGGAGUGGGACGACUCGCAGCUGCCGGCGGGCGCGAGCGCGACCAUCGUCGUUCUCCUCGGCCUCUUCGACACCUCCGAGGCGGACGCCGCGGACGUGCAGCUCCCUGCUGCCCGGCUGGCGGACUGCGCGGACGCCGCCUUCUACUCGAACUUGCGCGAGGACGUGCGCGUCGAGUGCGGCAAGGCGGGCGCCAUCGAGAAGGUGACCAUCUUCGAGGGGUCAGAGCAGGGGGCCGCCGCCGUGAAGUGCGAGCUCUACGACGGCGUGACGGACUACCGCGCCAAGGCGCUCCGCGAGGCGGGCACUUGUUCACAGUUUGCCUGCUCCACUGCUUUCUUGCCUUCGAAGGCGCUCCGCGAGGCGGCGGCCGCGUCGAGCGGCGGUAAGUCGGGCGCCGACGUCGAGGCGCAGGAGGCGCAGCUGGAGAGCUUCGCGCAGUGGCUCGAGGCGGACAGCACCGACGACGAGAUCGACCCCGAGGCGGGAGGGGACUAG